Molecule: messenger RNA, 677 nt
Organism: Arabidopsis lyrata subsp. lyrata
Lineage: Eukaryota; Viridiplantae; Streptophyta; Magnoliopsida; Brassicales; Brassicaceae
Product: probable aminotransferase ACS12
Exons: 4
Coding region: 1-489 (162 amino acids)
Source: RefSeq, a predicted model, not a curated record
AUGACAAUAAGGAAAAACAUAUGUCCCUUAGACCAUAGAAAAAAAAAUGUCUUCGUCGGCUCUCUCAUUCCUUGUUGUCUCUUCUACUUUCUCCAGCUUUACCUAAAACGAUCCCGUCCUCCUCCCUCCAACCCGACGGAGUUACCGAGAACGUCGUCACAGACUAAUCUCUUCUCUCGUGGAAACUCGAUCGGACGAGUUCGAGUCUCCUCUCGAGCUGUUCCUCUGGCGAAACCUUCCGAUUCGCCUUAUUACAUUGGGUUGGAGAGAGUCAAGACGGAUCCGUACGAUCGGAUUAAGAACACGGACGGGAUUAUUCAGCUUGGAUUAGCUGAGAGUACACUGUGCUUUGACUUGCUACAGAGAUGGAUGUCUGAGAAUUUGAUGGAGUCGAUGAUGCAAUCUGAUGAUGGUAAAUUCGAUAUUAGUAGUAUCGCAAUGUAUAAACCUAUUGAAGGAUUACUGGAACUCAGAGAUAAUCGCUCUUAGAAGAGCAAAGAGGAGGAACAUGGAACGUUUGGUUUUGGCAUGUGGUGGAGAAGCUGUGAACUCUGUUGAUGACUUGACCCCUGAUUCUCUUUGUUGGGCUGAGAAAGCAAAAGACAAGCACCUAAAAUGCCAUCAAGACCUGAAAUCCAGAAUUCAGAGAAAGCAAAAGAGGUCCAAGCCAAUACUUG